Messenger RNA from Artibeus jamaicensis (Jamaican fruit-eating bat), 5373 nucleotides. RefSeq names its product FERM domain containing 4B (gene FRMD4B). The transcript has 23 exons. The coding region runs from base 238 to 3330 and encodes 1030 amino acids. The record is from RefSeq and is a predicted model, not a curated record. Gene Ontology annotation, biological process: establishment of epithelial cell polarity. Lineage: Eukaryota; Metazoa; Chordata; Mammalia; Chiroptera; Phyllostomidae. Gene Ontology annotation, cellular component: cytoskeleton; bicellular tight junction; adherens junction.
GUGGACACUGGGCUUGUGUGUGCCAGCCGCAGCCGUUGGUUGGCGGGCGCCCAAUCCCGGGGCAUGGGGCCGGAGCCUGGCCAUCUCGGGCCGUGAAAGGCCAGUGUGGCGGAAGAUUGACCCCCGGCUGCCAGCAGAAGUCGGCGUCUGAGCCCAGGUGCUGGGACUGCUGUGAUCUGCUCGCUGGGCUGCAGCUGCGGGAGCCGGGCAUCCCGGGUUCCGAGAGAAGGAGGAGGCAUGGCCUCGGUGUUCAUGUGUGGAGUGGAGGACUUGCUGUUCAACGGCAGCCGCUUCGUAUGGAACUUGACCGUGUCCACGCUGAGGAGAUGGUACACGGAGAGACUGCGGGCUUGCCACCAGGUGCUGCGGACGUGGUGUGGGCUGCGGGACGUGUACCAGAUGACAGAAGGCAGGCAUUGCCAAGUGCACCUCCUGGAUGAUAGGAGGCUGGAGCUGCUGGUUCAGCCCAAACUUUUAUCAAGAGAGUUGCUGGACCUCGUGGCUUCACAUUUCAACCUGAAAGAAAAAGAGUACUUUGGAAUCACCUUUACAGAUGACACAGGUCAGCAGAACUGGUUGCAGUUAGAUCACCGAGUUCUUGACCAUGAUCUGCCCAAAAAGCCAGGCCCAACCAUUUUGUACUUUGCUGUGAGAUUUUACAUUGAGAGCAUAUCAUUUUUAAAGGAUAAAACCACUGUGGAGCUGUUUUUCCUGAAUGCAAAGUCCUGUGUGUACAAGGGGCAAAUUGAAGUAGACAGUGAAACCGUCUUCAAGUUAGCUGGGCUGGUUUUACAGGAAGCCAAAGGGGAUUACACCAGUGACGAAAAUGCCAGGAAAGAUUUAAAGACACUCCCAGCCUUUCCAACCAAAACUCUUCAGGAGCAUCCAUCCCUUGCUUACUGCGAGGACAGAGUAAUUGAGCAUUACUUGAAAGUCAAAGGUCUGACUCGAGGUCAAGCUGUGGUUCAGUAUAUGAAAAUAGUAGAAGCUCUACCAACUUACGGAAUCCAUUAUUAUGCAGUAAAGGAUAAACAAGGACUUCCUUGGUGGCUUGGAAUCAGCUAUAAGGGAAUUGGCCAGUAUGAUUUACAAGAUAAAGUGAAACCUCGGAAACUAUUCCAAUGGAAACAGCUGGAGAACUUAUAUUUCCGUGAGAAAAAAUUUGCUGUUGAAGUUCAUGACCCACGGAGGAUUUCGGUGUCAAAAAGAGCCUUUGGGCAAAGUGGCCUCUUUGUGCAAACCUGGUAUGCAAACUCUUCUCUCAUCAAGUCCAUCUGGGUAAUGGCAAUUAGUCAGCAUCAGUUUUACCUGGAUCGGAAGCAAAGCAAAGCAAAAAUUCCUUCAGCCAGAAGUUUAGACGAUAUCGCAAUGGAUUUGACAGAGACGGGAACACAGAGGACCUCCAAACCGGUCACUCUGGAGGCGAAAAGUCAGUUCAUUAUGGCCAGCAAUGGCAGCUUGAUUUCCUCAGGUUCUCAAGACUCAGAAGGUAGUGAGGAACAAAAGAGAGAGAAAAUCCUUGAACUCAAGAAGAAGGAAAAGCUGUUGCAAGAAAAACUCCUGACAAAAGUCGAGGAGCUUAAGAAGAUCUGUUUGCGGGAGGCUGAGCUCACAGGCAAAAUGCCGAAGGAAUACCCACUGAACGUAGGUGAGAAACCUCCUCAGGUCAGAAGGCGUGUGGGUACCACAUUCAAAUUAGAUGACAACUUGCUGCCCAGUGAAGAGGAUCCUGCUUUGCAAGAACUGGAGAGCAAUUUCCUAAUACAGCAAAAGCUGGUUGAAGCUGCAAAGAAACUUGCCAAUGAGCCAGACCUUUGUAAAACCGUGAAAAAAAAGCGAAAGCAGGAAUACACGGAUGCAGUGAAAAAGCUUCAGGAGAUUGAAAAUGCAAUCAAUGAAUACCGAAUUAGAUGUGGAAAGAAACCUAGCCAAAAAGGGACAGUAAUGUUACCAGAAGACAUAAUCCCCUCAGAGAGCAGCUCCUUGUCCGACACUACCACCGGUGAUGACUCCAAUGAUACCUUCACUCUUGCUGGGCAGCGAUUAAGCUCAAUACCUCAUUCUCCAAGAAUUCUUCCCCCAAAGUCUCUUGGUAUUGAGCGAAUCCAUUUCAGAAAGUCAUCCAUCAAUGAACAGUUUGCAGAUGCCCGGCAAUCCAGAGAAAUGCUGUCGACACACAGCAGCCCUUACAAAACCCUGGAAAAGCGGCCCCAGGGUGGACGAAGCAUGCCCACCACCCCCGUGCUCACCCGAAAUGCCUACAGCAGCAGCCACCUGGAGCCAGAGUCCUCUCAGCACUGCCGCCAGCGGAGUGGCAGCCUGGAGUCCCAGUCACACCUGCUAUCGGAGAUGGACCACGACAGACCCUUCUUCUCCCUCCACAAGUCCCAAAGGAGCACCAGCACUGAAGUUCUGGAUGACGGGUCCUCCUGCACCAGCCAGUCCAGUGCUGAGUACUACUGCGUGACGCCUGUGAGCGGCACCCACACCCUGGACACCCGUGCCAGAGGCCGGAGAAGGUCCAAGAAACAGAAUGUUUCCACUUCGAAUUCAGGAAGCAUGCCCAACCUUGCCCAAAGGGAUAGUCUGAGGAAUGGCAUCUAUGCAAAGAGCCAUGAGCAGCCCUCUUCCAGCUACUACAUCACUGGGUACCCACCACACACAGAGUGUGACCUUUAUUACAGCGGUGGCUAUGUCUAUGAGAAUGACACUGAGGGACAGUACAGUGUCAAUCCUUCCUACCGCUCCUCAGCCUACUAUGGAUAUGACUGCCAGAGGGACUACAGCAGGUCCUUCCAUGACGAUGAGACAGACCGGGUACCUCAUAACCCAUAUGCAACCCUCCGGCUGCCCAGGAAGGCCGCUGCACCUGAGCGUAUCACCAAGAACAUCCAUAGGGCCUUAGUUGCAGAGCACCUGCGUGGCUGGUACCAGCGGGCUUCUGGGCAAAAGGAGCAGGGGCACAGCCCACAUACCAGCUUUGACUUGGAUAGGGGGUCGCAGGGAUGCCUGGGGUUCGCUGGGCUGCAAGUGCCCUGUUCUCCAGGGAGUCGUGCAUCUUCCUACUCUUCAGUGUCUUCUACAAAUGCUUCUGGGAACUGGAGGACCCAGAUAACAGUGGGGUUUUCUGAAUAUGAGACCUUGGCAUAUCCUUCUUACACCAGCAGCUACGGCAACAUCUAUAAUCCUUUGUCCUCUCCAGGCAGACAAUACGCAGAGAACAGUCAACUGGACAUUACAGAUGGAAACCAGUUGGAACCAGACAGCCGGGAGAGUAGUGAGCAGAGGCUCUUUUGGCACGAAGAUUCAAAGCCUGGAACAUUAGUCUGAACUGCAGCGGGACCUCUUGACCAAGCACUGCUUUCUCACACUAGUGUGCCUUGUAAAAUGUGUUUGUCUUCCCAGAAGGCUGUUUGGCUUUAGAAAACUAAAGACAUCAGAGAUUGAAGUGAGGACUCACAUUGCCCCACAAGUGAAUCCCACACUAAGCUGCACAAAGCCCUCACAGGACAACCUACCUUUCAAAGUCUGGACGCUAACCUAAGAGAGCAAAAGGUCAGACCACAUGUUGAACCAUUGCCAAGGGAGGACUUAAUCUUUAUCAAUACCAAGCACUUUUUAAGGAAUAAACACUGUUGAAGGCAAACCUCAAAACUGUGAAAAGUGCUUUCAGGAUCUCCAAGAAAAGAAAAGGAUGGGAAAUUUCAGAGCCCAAUUCAGAAUGCUGAAGGGAGGGAAGCCAGAACUCUCAACCAUCAGAAAGUCUGGAUUUGUGAGCUGACAAAGAAUGAUGCUAUUUCUACACGGACAUGAACAACUUAGACAGUAUUGGAAAAUUACUUGAAGAAAAGCUGGAUUUUCAUAAAGGUCUGAAUGAGUGUAAAUGUUUUUAGGAUUUUAUAAAGAGUGAUGGUUUUCAUAAGCACCAUGAAAUGGGUUCUAGAAAGACUCAUUGCCACAGCAUCCUGUAACAAAUUUUAUGGUAGCGGAUUGGGGAAAAUGAAACAGCCCACUGAAUAACUGACAAACUCUGCUUGGAGAAUUUUCCGAGGUACAAUAUCACUGAGCUCCAUUUUUCUUUCUAUGCCAGUGGUAUGAUGAGCUCUUGUUAUUCAGGCUGUUAACUCUCUAAUUUGGCUGUCACUUGAAAUGGCAAACUUGAUAUGGAAAGUUUUCUAAUCAAGAAUUUGAAAAAGUAUUUUAAGGUGUUAUGGAAAGAACCCAAAACAAAAUCAAGGAAAAUACACGUCCAUCAUUUUAGAUGAUUUGUGUGCCUUAAAAUGGUGACCAUUGGAAAAGUAAGCAUAUCAUCAGGAUUCCAUAGGUAGUUCUAAGUCACCAAGUGACAAAAACAAGAUUAGUUGGUUACAAGGAAAAAAAACCCUCCAAGCUGCAGUAGAUUUAAUUAUGAGGCUAAAACUACCUCAUAUUUUCUGUGGAAGAACUAAUUAGGUAUAGUUCAUGGUUGAGUUUUUUUUUAAACAAUUAUUCCCAUCUUUUUUGUCAUCUUUCCUCUGCUUCAAAGUUCCAUAAAAGGUGCUCCUUCCCCCCUUUUAUACAGGUUUCUUGUUUAUAUUAUGACUAGAGAAGUUUCUACACAACUUUUUUGGAACAUUGAUUUCCUAUCUGUAUUCCAAAGCAUGUUUAUAUACAUAAAGUUGAUUUGUUAAACUGGUCCUUAGUCAUUUGUAUCAUUAAAAAUGAAGUUUUGGGGAAAAUUGGAACAAAAAAUGAUGUGCAAAAAAAAUAACUUAUUCCUUUUGCAUAUUUGUAUAGCCUUCUAGAAACAGAAAUGCCCUUUUGCCUAUUCUUUUACUGUUCUGACUUUUUAAGACCUAUUUUUUUUACAUAGGUCAAUAAACUAAAAGUGUGCUACUGAAAAUGUUUCUGUGUUCCUCCAUUUGUGUUGAGGGUUCAUAUAAAGCAGUUUAAGGUGCUCUACUUCAAGUAAUUAUGUUGGACAAGAUUGCAGAUUAUUAGUUAUAUAGCAUUACCAUGAGUUAUUUUCAAGAUACAAGUGUUUUAUAUUUACAUAUCUGAAAUCAGGGUGAUCUUUUGAUUGAUGGCAUGUUCUAGUUGACUUGGCAGUGUUUUUUCUUUCUUAGUGAUGCAUAAAAUAACGCUGUGUCUUACAAUAACGUCUUAAAAUUGAUGGAGUACAGUAGUUUAUUGCCUCAUUGAUGUGAAUUUUUAGGCUUUCUAUUCUUGCAAAUAUUGUUUAUUUUGUAACAUGUGAUUCAUCCUAGUUUUGCUGACCAGGUCUUUUAAAUUCAGGAAAAUAUUUCACCUGACAUCUUUUUAUCCUGCAAUGGAAGAAGGGGAAUUGGAAAUAAAAUGUAGAAAGAUCUUAAUAUUUCUGAGCAAGUACCUCAC